Molecule: messenger RNA, 3806 nt
Organism: Loxodonta africana (African savanna elephant)
Lineage: Eukaryota; Metazoa; Chordata; Mammalia; Proboscidea; Elephantidae
Gene: DUS2
Product: dihydrouridine synthase 2
Exons: 18
Coding region: 429-1919 (496 amino acids)
Biological process (GO): tRNA dihydrouridine synthesis
Cellular component (GO): cytoplasm
Molecular function (GO): flavin adenine dinucleotide binding; tRNA dihydrouridine synthase activity; tRNA binding
Source: RefSeq, a predicted model, not a curated record
GUCCUAAGAGUCGCGUCGGCCGCGCCAGAGCCAUCUUUCCUUUAGCGGCGGAACGACGCACGACAAUGACGUCACGGGAGCGACGCUGCCGUGCGUACGGUGGCGGACAGGGCUCAGGAAGACUUGUGGAACGGGGGAACCGGCAGGACGAUCCGUGUGGAGUUCAAUUGAAGCGAGCUGAUUUUCACUCUCUACCCCGUUGUCACCCCUCAUCGAUUUCUCAACCUGAACCCACCACUCUUGAGGCCCACGCCCCUCUACUGGCUUCCCAGUCAGAUAUAUGUUUGAAUAGUGAGGGAGGAUCCUGCUACUAUAUCUGGCCAUCGGUCAAUUGAUGUAAAACAAAGAAUUGCUUUGCACCGAGUCAGCACGGAUACAGUGAAGGAAUUUUCAGAAAAGAAUAAUACAUAGGCUGUAGCGGAGGAGGAAUGAUUGUGAACAACUUCUCACUGUGCUACCACAACAAACUCAUCUUAGCCCCCAUGGUUCGGGUAGGGACGCUUCCAAUGCGGCUGCUUGCCCUGGAUUAUGGGGCGGACAUUGUUUACUGUGAGGAGCUGAUUGACCUCAAGAUGCUUCAGUGCAAGAGAGUUGUCAAUGAGGUUCUCAGCACAGUAGACUUUGUUGCCCCCGAUGACCGAGUUGUCUUCCGCACCUGCGCAAGAGAACAGAGCAGGGUUGUUUUCCAAUUGGGGACUUCAGAUGCAGAGCGAGCCCUUGCUGUGGCCAGGCUGGUAGAAAAUGAUGUAGCUGGUAUUGACGUCAACAUGGGCUGUCCAAAAGAGUAUUCCACCAAGGGAGGAAUGGGAGCUGCUUUGCUGUCAGACCCUGACAAGAUAGAGAAGAUCCUCAGCACUCUUGUUAAAGGGACAUGCAGACCUGUGACCUGCAAGAUUCGCAUUCUACCAUCGGUAAGGAAGCUGGAGGACACACUGAGCCUUGUGAAGCGGAUUGAGAGGACUGGCAUUGCUGCCAUCGCAGUUCAUGGAAGGAAACGGGAGCAGCGACCUCAGCACCCUGUCAGCUGUGAGGCCAUCAAAGCCAUUGCUGAAACCCUCUCCAUUCCUGUCAUAGCCAAUGGGGGCUCUCAUGACCACAUUCAAGGCUAUUUAGACAUAGAGGACUUUCGACAAACUACGGCAGCCUCUUCAGUGAUGGUGGCCCGAGCGGCCAUGUGGAACCCAUCUAUCUUCCUCAAGGAGGGUCUGCGGCCCUUGGAGGAGGUCAUGCAGAAGUACAUCAGAUACGCAGUGCAGUAUGACAACCACUACACCAACACCAAGUACUGCUUGUGCCAGAUGCUGCGAGAACAGCUGGAGUCGCCCCAGGGAAGGUUGCUCCAUGCUGCCCAGUCUUCUCAGGAAAUUUGUGAGGCCUUUGGCCUUGGUGCCUUCUAUGAGGAGACCACUCGGGAGCUGCAUGCCCGGCGGGAUGAGCUCUUAGCCCGGACCCCAGAGGAGGCAAGUGAGCCCGCUGAAGAUACCUCUGGUGUCAUUAAGAUAGCUGUCAAGUUUGACCGGAGAGCAUACCCAUCCCAGAUCACCCCCAAGAUGUGCCUGCUGGAGUGGUGCCGGAGGGAGAAGUUGGCACAGCCUGUGUAUGAGACGGUUCAACGCCCCCUAGAUCGUCUGUUCUGCUCUGUUGUUACUGUUGCUGAGCAAAAGUACCAGUCUACCUUGUGGGACAAGUCCAAGAAACUGGCGGAGCAGGCUGCGGCUAUUGUCUGUCUGCGGAGCCGGGGCCUCCCCGAGGGUCGGCUGGGUGAGGAGAGUCCUUCCCUACACAAGCGCAAGCGAGAGUGCUCUGACCAAGAUCCUGGAAGCCCCAGAGCUCAAGAGCCGGGACUGCCUGGGGAGCUGCGCAAAAAGCCCCUUGUGGCCUUGGGAAGUGGUGAAGAGAGCCUGCGGGAAGGCCGGUGACCACUGUCCCUGCCUGGUCACCUCCUCCACGGGCCUGGCCCUGAGAAGGCUGUGGGCACUGGAACAUGAACAGAUACCAUUGGGCAAUUUGCUGGCCCCACCUGGCAGAGUUAGAGGUCCUGGCCUGGGCCAUCUUCCUGGGGCACUGGCCAAGGAUUGCGCAGUAGUGGAUCCCAUCUCCCUUGGUGGGUCUAAGUGAUAGGACCAAGUUCUCAGUGACCUCAGUAUUUUCUUUGAAAACAGAAGCUUUUUAGGUGGCACCUUCCCCUUGAUAUCAGUACAAUGCAAUAAAGACACCCCACCCCCACCCAAUGCUGGCUGCUUUAGCCUUGGGCAAUUUAGCACACAGACAUGUGUCCUGGCAUAAUUAUUCUCUUCCCUGCCCUCGCCCUCUGUGUUUCCUGAAGCAUAUCCCCUACUCAUCCUUAUGGGUCUUAGUGGUAUGGGUGGUAUAUCACCUUUCAGGCUUACUGGACUUGAGCUGAGCCAGGAAGGCCCAAGAAGCCCAUUCUACUGAUGGUAAACCUGAGCACUAGGCAUCACUUGAUUUUCCUGAUGAGAGGUGAUACAGAAUCUGGGGGAAAGACUAGGGUAUCUGAUGCCCCAGAAAGGAUACAGCCCAGUGGAGUGAGGGGUGCUGGGCUUGACCCCCAAAGUCUUCUCCAAGUUUGAUAGCUGGCUGGAGCUCAGACCUGAUGAGGUGCCUGCUCUGGGCAGGGGGCACUGGUGGCCACUGAUGACAGUAGUUUGGGGCCCUUGGAAUAGCCUGCCCACACUACCCUCCCCCACCCCCCCACCAUCCCGCUUGGGGCGGAAGGAAGUGGCAGAUUCUGUUUAAUUUCCUCCUGGCAGUGAGAAGCAAACAACGGCUACCACAUCUUCUGGGGCCUCCCCCACUUCUGGGAGGGGCGUUCUGACCAAAGGUCCCUACCCUGCGCUGCUCCGGUUCCUCGGCUGUAAACACACUGCUGCUUCUCCUCUUUUCUGGGCUCUCUAGGGAAGGGGGGAUUCCCCCCCCGGGUCUAGGCCUGGGGCACAGGAGGAGCACUGCUGUCCCCCGUCCCCUUCCCUUCCCUGUUCCUGCCAUCACCCCUGGGGCAGCUUCAUUGCCCCUUGGCAACCCUGUAGAGGGCUCAGGCCCCAUGCCAGCCAGUAGUCCUUGGCCCUGCUGGCCUCUGAAUCAAGGGUUGGGCGGGUGAGGCCUCUGUCUAGUCUUGGUGCUGCCCCUCCCUGCUACACAUACUCGCUUUUCUGUGUGCCCAUAAAGAGAUAGCACUACCACCUGCCUGCCAGGGCCCAUUGCUGUUUGACCUUGGACAAGUCACUUCUGGUCCUCUUUGAGCCCAAGCACCUUCUCUGAGAAUGGGAUCAGAGGCUGGGUAAGGCUGGCUGGGAAAUAAAUAGGCUGACCUGUGAUAGGGUACUGCUUGGCUAAUGGGGUCACUGCAGGCUGAGGCUGCCUAACUUCUUAGAUCAGUGCUCUGAGAGCAGAGACCAGGAAAAGACACUUGAGGCUUAGUCCAGCCCCAGCCACCAAACUUUAGGCACCAUUUAUUUCUAAUUUGGCUUACUAAAAACUCUCAGUCAAAAUGCUUCCUGUGCUUUUCCUCAUAGUCCCACUAAAACAAGGCAGACAGAGGCCCUGGUGGACCCCCAGGUACCCUGGGCCAGUUAGAACCUUGGUGGGACUCUGUGGGGGCCCAGCACUGAGUCCCAAGAUCUACCUCCCUAGUGGGGCUGAGCUCUUGGCUUCAGACCUCUUUUCCCACCAAGGUCAUGUACCUGAGGAAGCCCUUACUCUGGCAUGAUCAAGUUCAUGUCUGGGCUAUGGGCAAAGACAGGCAGCGACAGAGGUCUACUGCUAAGAUAGAGGCUGGGGUGUGGGGG